UCUGCCGACCAAACACGUGGUCAUUCCCACUUUUAAUCUCUGACUGGGUGAAGUGUAUCGCAGACCUCCUAAGGGAGAAGGACAUCUCGUUUUUCUAAAGCUCAGGACUGGAGUUUAACAUUGUUUUAAAAUGCAGAAGUGUUCGUUUUCCCUCCCCACAUCUUUUCGGGAUCUCUAUAUGCGACUAACGUUACUCGGAUUUUGUUUCCUGUACUCCUCAAUAGUCACAGGUGCACAAUCUGAAUGUCCUCUUCAGCUCGACCCACAGAGAGUUGUUGUGAGAUACGGCGAUUCUGUUGCAGUUAACUGUAGCACUUCAGUCCUGCAUAAAGGGAUGGGAUGGGAAGCCGAUGAGGGAAAAGUGCCCAUGACCAAAGACCAGAAUCUGAUCACAUGGAGAGUGUCAAACCUGACAGAAUGGGACAUAAAGCCAAUCUGCUACGUAAAUCCAAAUGAUAGAGGACAGUGUGUAGUAGUUCUCCCAGUCACUGUUUACAAGACUCCAGACAGUGUGUUCAUCAGCACUGUGUAUCACAGAGGACCAAUGAUGGAGGGACAGCAGUAUGAGCUCCAGUGUGACGUUCACAAUGUGGCUCCUGUUCAGUAUCUCACUGUCAAAUGGUACAAAGGACAGACUCUGCUGCAUCAAACCAACUUCACUGACACCAUCAAGACUCCAGUGAAUGAAACUGUCACACUCCUGAUCGGUCCAGACAGAGCUGAUGAUGGAGCUCAAUACAGGUGUGAAGCAGAGCUGGAUCUGGGAGCAGAAGGACCUCAACCUCAUCCUACUAAUUCAUCAAAACCUCUCAGCAUUGCUGUAUAUUAUAAACCAAUAAUCAAUGAGACCAAACUGCCCUCAGUAGUGCGUGUGUUUCGAGGCUAUGCAGAAGUGCUUGUUUGUGAAGCUGAGGGAAACCCAAAGCCAAUAAUCCGCUGGAGCUUCAGUUCAAAUGACAACAAGAACAAUGAAACUCUUACUAUAACAGAGUCAACACCUGAGAAUGUGUCCUGCACUGCAAGCAAUAUUGUUGGCAGUACCACCAGACAUGUAAAAGUGUCCAUACAAGAUAUUUCCAUCAGUUUUGUGAAUCACAAAGGAGAAUUGAUAGUGGGCACGCAGUAUGAGCUCCAGUGCAUCAUUCGUAAUGUGGAUCCAUCUAAGAGUGUUGUUGUGAGAUGGUACAAACUGAGUCAAACCAGCUCCCCUGACACCAACAAGACUCUAGUCAGUAGCGCAUCUAAUCUCCAGAUCAGUCCAAGCAAAACUGAUGAUGGAGCUCAGUACUGGUGUGAAGCAGGACUGGAAGCAGUAGGAACUCAACCUUAUCCAACAUUGUCAUCAGAACGUCUCAACAUUACUGUACAUUAUAAGCCAAUCAUCAAUGAGCUCAAACUGCCCUCCACAGUGCCUGUAUUUCGAGGCUAUCCAGAGGUGCUUGUUUGUGAAGCCGAGGGAAACCCAAAACCAACAAUCCUCUGGAGCCUCGGCGCAAAUGAAAUAAAGAAAAGUGAAACUCUUAUUAUAACAGAGUCAACACCUGAGAAUGUGUCCUGCAUUGCAAACAAUUCUGUUGACAGUACCACCAGACAUGUAAAAGUGGUAUUAAAAGAGGAUUACCUGCCCUUAAUAGCAGGACUUAUUGCAGUCAUUGUGGCAUUUAUCUCAGUCAUCUUCAUCUUCAUCUACUCUAUCUACUACAAAACAGCCAAGAUGGGCCAUUAUAGCCUGAAGGAUGCCAAGCCUAGUGCACAAAAUGGAAAUGUAGCACAGAAUGGCAAACACAACCCUAUUCCUAUGAAGAAACUCUCUCAGAGCAGUAUCCUUUUUGGGUGCGGUUUCGCUGGACAGUCACUCAUCUGGAGGCAGAGGCAGAGGCGACCCCUUUAUUUAUUCGCACGCUUCAACCGCGCCUGUGUCCGGUCGAUGCUACCCUCAAACACUUACAAUAUGCUGCACUGUUUUUGUGGACUUGUUUAUCUCUCGGCACUUUUGGCGUUUGCGACUCUCACAGGUGCACAAUCUGAAAGUCUUCUUCAGCUCGACCCACAGAGAGUUGUUGUGAGAUACGGCGAUUCUGUUGAAGUUAACUGUAGCACUUCAGUCCUGCAUAAAGGGAUGGGAUGGGAAGCCAGUCAGGGAGGAGUGUCCAUGACCAGAAACCAGAGUCUGAUCACAUGGAGAGUGUCAGAACUAACAGAAUGGGACAUAAAGCCAGUCUGCUACAUAAAUCUAAUUGAUAGUAAUCAGAGUCUAGUACAUCUCCCAGUCACCAUUUACAAGACUCCAGACAGUGUGUUCAUCAGCACUGUGAAUCACAGAGGACCAAUGACGGAGGGACAGCAGUAUGAGCUCCAGUGUGACGUUCACAAUGUGGCUCCUGUUCAGAAUCUCACUGUCAAAUGGUACAAAGGACAGACUCUGCUGAAUCAAACCACCUUCACUGACACCAUCAAGACUCCAGUGAAUAAAACUGUCACACUCCUGAUCGGUCCAGACAGAGCUGAUGAUGGAGCUCAAUACUGGUGUGAAGCAGAGCUGGAUCUGGGAGCAGAAGGACCUCAACGUCAUCCUACAAAUUCAUCAAAACCUUUUAAUGUCGAAGUAUACUAUAAACCAAAACACUCCAGUUCAACAGAGACCAUCAUUCAAGAUGAUAAGGUCAUGCUAGAUUGUACAGUGAAGGCAAACCCGGCUUCUACGUACACAUGGGAUCAUCUGAAAGAGAAGAGCAGCUCUCCGGUGCUCAAGUCCUCAGCACUCAGUCCAGGAAACUACACGUGCACCGCCACAAACACUCUGGGAAGAGACAGCAAAGUGUUCAUCGUCAAAUCUAAAUAUACAGACAGAACCACAUUCUGGGCUAUUGUUUUAACCGGCGUGGUGGUGGCAGUGGCGUUAAUCGCCGCUUAUUUGAUAUUCAAGUUUAGGUUUUCCAAGAAUUCUGUCAUUUGAUGGACAACAGAUGACCUCAAAGUGGGACAUUCUCCUCAGGGAGAUCAUAAAAAACCCUGAUUAUUAUGGGUUGUUUUUUAAAGGAAUUGUUCACCCUCAGGUCAUCCAAGAUGUAGAUGAGUUUGUUUCUUUAUCAGAACAGAUUUGGAGAAAUUUAUCAUAACAUCACUUGCUCACCAGUGGAUCCUCUGCAGUGAAUGGGUGCCGUCAGAAUGAGAGUCCAAACAGCUGAUAAAAACAUCACAAUAAUCCACAAGUAAUCCAGUCCAUCUAUGAAUGUCUUUUUGCAUCUUUAAGGCUUUGAAUUCUAAACCAUCGCUUCUGGACAUAAUCUAUAACAACACUUCCUCCAGUGAAAGAGUGUGUCCGCUGUUGUCCUCUUACAUCAAAAUACACCAACAUAUGUGUUUAGAACCAUUUUGGACUGUUUUCACUUACAAAGCAGAUUUUUAUUAUCAGGGGAACUAUUCCUUUAAUAAACUGAUGUGAUUUUGCAUGGCUUGGGGUGUUGUAGUACUGGGAACUGUUACGGCACUUUUAAAAAAAAAAAUUUUUUUUUAGCACCAUAUUCAACUUCAAAUUAGAUUUAUUUGUAUGUACAUUUACUAAUUAUUCUGGUCCUGAUAGGACAAAAUCAUUUCUCAUAAUUGUCAUUAAAUAUAACCACUUUUUUCCCUAUAAAAAUAGUUUCAAUUUUGCAAAGCUAUUCAUUUAAGAUCAUCAAUAAUACCUUUGGUGUAUUUUCAUCGGUGUCUAUGUUAAUUAGGUACUGAGUAUGUGUACUGUAAUAUUUUUUUACAUAAAUGAAUGUCAUAUUACAUGCUACACAUGUAAUAACAACAACAACAUUACUGUUUAAUUAGUCUGUUCCACAAAAUAUCUUUUUUUUUUUCUUCACAAAUUGUAUUAUCCUCAAUGUAUAGCUUCAUUUACAUUUGCACCCAUUAACUGCUUUAUCUAUCCACCAUAGUUUUAUACCUAAAGUGAAUUUAUUUGUUAUACACCCUCACAUUAUUUUUAUACUGAGGUUGGGACAUUGAUCAAUAGGCUUUUUACUAUUACAUGUACAGCAUGCUUUUUUCUAUGUAUUUUUGGAAAAUAUAAGUAUGCAUUUUUUUAUUUUGUGGUACAUAAGCGAUCGAGAGCAUGUUAUGAAUGCUUCAAAUAUGCUUUUUUUUUUUUAGCUAACCCUAACUGUAACCUUAACUAGCUAAAAAGUGCUAGACAAAUUAACCUAGUAACUGCCGGCUAAUGCAUUAACAUUAACAAGAAUCCAGCUGUUGUGAGUGAAGAAGAUAAAACAAAGAUUGCUGAAAUGAGAAAAUGAAUAUUGAUGUCAGUAGCCAACAACUUUCAUCACAAAGAUUCUCCAUAAUGCUGAUGAAAUAAAAGAAAAAUAUGUUACCUCAAAUAAUAGCAAGUACUAAUCAAGGGUUUUUACACAUCCUUCAUUGUGGUCUUCAUAUGCGUAUACUUAAAGUUGUGUCCUUUCCUUUUCUCUUUUCCUCUUCAGCUAAUGGCAUGAUGAGGUCAGUGGAAAAACAAUGAUCACAUGCUUUUCACCCAAUGAUUGCUCAUAGCUAUGAUACUUUGUAUGGAACAUAUUAAACUGAAGUUGUUAAUUGAAACUUCACAGUGUUGGUAACACGUCACAAUAUGGUUUUGAACACUACAAACAAGUGAACGCAAAAGCCGUAAUAUGACAACGUUAAAAAGUAUGGGACCUUACUGUAAAGUGUUAUCAACAUUUUUCGUACUCUGACUACUAUAUCACAUCUGAAUGUCUUUGAAUAAUGUGGGAGGACACACAAGUUAGUAAACGUUUCUUUCUCUGAAUGUAUGGUAGCAUCGCUUUUUCAUGUUUGUUUUUGUUUGUGUGCUUUUGUGUUAAUUGUAUUAAUAAAGAAUUUGUUCAAAAACCA
Molecule: messenger RNA, 4878 nt
Organism: Cyprinus carpio (common carp)
Lineage: Eukaryota; Metazoa; Chordata; Actinopteri; Cypriniformes; Cyprinidae
Product: vascular cell adhesion protein 1-like
Exons: 12
Coding region: 131-2956 (941 amino acids)
Biological process (GO): cell-cell adhesion
Cellular component (GO): membrane
Molecular function (GO): integrin binding
Source: RefSeq, a predicted model, not a curated record